Molecule: messenger RNA, 3429 nt
Organism: Bombyx mori (domestic silkworm)
Lineage: Eukaryota; Metazoa; Arthropoda; Insecta; Lepidoptera; Bombycidae
Product: cyclin-dependent kinase-like 4
Exons: 16
Coding region: 204-1796 (530 amino acids)
Biological process (GO): protein phosphorylation; intracellular signal transduction
Cellular component (GO): cytoplasm; nucleus
Molecular function (GO): protein serine/threonine kinase activity; ATP binding
Source: RefSeq, a predicted model, not a curated record
UUUGUAUAACUCACGAUUCAAGAUAUGUGCGUUUUAUUUUAAUUUUAUUAUAUACGAGCCCCUUCGCGAUUAUUUUUAAUUUUAUCGAACAAAAACAAAGAUAGUCUUAAUUUUUAAUUUUUAUAACAUUGAACAGUGAUUCAACAAGAAAAAGCAUUUGGAUAAAAAGUUGCCGUUUUGAGAUUUGAAAAUGUCUCCCUGGUAUGUCAGCGGGGAUGCAGCAGAGAGUGGACCGUCGCUCGGCGUUCUCACCGUCGACGCCUAACAGUCGCGCCAUGGAUAAAUACGAGCAGCUAUCCGUGGUCGGCGAGGGUUCAUACGGCGUGGUGCUGAAGUGCCGUCGCCGCGACACAGGUCAGCUGGUCGCCAUCAAGAAGUUCCUUGAGACCGAAGACGAUGCUGCGGUCAGGAAAAUGGCAUUACGAGAGAUCCGCAUGUUGAAAAAACUGCGUCACGAUCAUCUGGUGAAUAUGAUUGAGGUGUUCCGCCGAAAGCGAAGGUUUUACCUGGUCUUCGAGUACUUGGAUCACACGCUGCUGGACGAGCUUGAAGCUUCACAAGGAGGCCUCGGGGAGGACACAGCGAAGAAACACCUGUACCAAUUGCUGAAGGGAAUUGAUUAUUGCCAUCAGAAUUCCAUAAUACAUCGCGACGUGAAACCGGAGAACGUACUAGUGUCAAACGCUGGUAUCGUGAAGCUCUGUGACUUGGGAUUCGCGAGAACUCUGGCCGCUCCCGGCGAGCCUUACACGGAGUACGUGGCGACGAGGUGGUACAGGGCUCCUGAAUUAUUGGUCGCAGAGCACAGAUACGGUCCAGAGGUAGACGUUUGGGCACUGGGCUGUCUGUUCGCGGAGAUGUUGACGGGAGACCCUCUGUUCCCUGGAGACUCCGACAUAGAUCAAUUAGCCCUUAUAAUAAAGACUGUAGGUAAGUUAGCUCCUCGUCACCAGCAGAUAGUGUCGCGGCUAACGGCGUCUGCGGCGCCCCGCAGUGCCCGCACGCUCCCCGGGGUCGGCGCGGCGCGGGACCUCCUCGCCGCCUGUCUGCGGACCGAGCCCAGGGCAAGACCCACUGCUGCAGCGCUCUUGAGGCACAAGUAUUUCGCAUUGGACGGAUUCGCGGACAAUUUCAACGCGGAACUCAGAAAGAAACUAGGGAAGCAAACGGACACUCCGCCGUCGCAGCAGAGCACAGCACGAGUGUUCGGGAAACCGAGACAUCAAUGGACAUUGAAUGUUAUACCGGAUCAUACUAGGUCACGUACGGACAGUACAGCGGGAGAAUCUCUGAUUGACUACAAUUAUACGCCUAACCCAGAUACGCAAAUGGAAACAUCGACGAACGAGAAGAAAUCUCAACAGAAUUUGAAUGCACAGAAUCUAGAGAACGAGCUGCAGGUAAUGCAAGAGUCUGUGAGUGUGGUACUGCCAGCCCCGGCGCGUCCCGCACCGCCGCGCUCUCUAGCGCGCGCCCUCAACGAGACAUUUCAGACCUUUCCGGUACCGGUCAGCACGUAUCCGAGGACACCCUACAUAAAAAAAGUGAACAAUAAGUUAAUCAUGGACGAGGAUCUCCUCCGAGGGCGCGCCCUCGCCAAGAAAACAAACAAGAAAUGUGCUCCUGAAAUCUCUCUGCCGUACGUCGCUGGAGCAAGCAACAGUCCCGUUAAAAAAGUGAAGAAGCCGCACCCUGCGCAUGCCGCCUCCAAGUCUUACGAGCUCUGGGAGCACGCGCGUAAUGGUGUCGAUUUAGUUGUGAACGCGCGAACUCCAACCAAUCUACCGUACAUGUGACUGCCAAUAAAGAUCAAGAAGAUUUUUUACAAAUUGCCGUCUUUAAACCUAUAUAGUUGAUGUUCUUUUAUCAUAGUUUUUUUUUUUUGUAAUUUAUUUUAUGGGAUCUGUGCAACAGAAGCUUUUGCCUCCUAUUAUUGUCAAGUUUUAAAACAAUAUUUGCUUUAUAAAAUGCUACUCUAUUUUGUUCCGAUUUUUUCACUAUAAAUUAUAUCGCGUAAGAAAUACAAAAAGUACCUACAUAAUUUUACAAAUAAAAAUACGAUAAACUAAAAGUAACCUAAAAUAUAUUUACUCUUGGUUUAAACUUGUCUAAAAACGUGUAUAUUUUCUAAAGGCGCCGUAAAGGAAGUAAUUAUCUUUAUUGUUAUUACAUAAUAUAUUUAUUUAUUUAGUAUUUAUUGUCAUUUAAAUUUAUUAUAUUUUUCCAUGACCUACGCAAAUUCCCUGGACACACCAUAAAUUUUUUCAGUACAUAAUAGUACACAGCUAACGGUGUAUCAUUAUUUUCAGUUUAAAUAAAGGAUGUGUAUCCGUUGUAUUUUGCUUAAUUGAAAAGGUGGAAAAAUAACAAAACGAGCGGCACAAAGCUGUGCUCAACACCGGCCAAUAGUACAAUUAUUGUCAAAUGUCAAUUACACAUUAGACAGACUGACAAAAUGUACAAUGUACAAACGUGUGACGGCGUGGGAUUCUAAAUGAAACGUACUCACCGUAUUAUAGACAGUGUGUCCCAGUAGAGCUAUUGGGAAUCAAAAUUAAAAAUAAAUAAAUAAAUCUUAGGUAGUGGUCAAAUUAAUAUAAAAAUUAAAAAUAAAGAAAAAUACCAAAUUGCAUGAUUAAAAUUUAAGUUCAGAUUAACUUUUAUAAAAAACUAGCCAUACUCACCCGCUUCGCUGGGAAUUUAAAAUUAACAUUAUUAUUUAUUGUCAUUAUUAUUAGGGAGUCCAACUCUCAUAUAAAUAUUAGCCUAUUUGUUAAGUACAUGUAUUUUUUACAUGGAUACCAAGUUUCAAGUCAAUUGGAUGCAUGGUUCAGUAGUUAUAACGGAACAUCCGUAAAAACCACUGUAGAUUUAUAUAGUAGGUAUUAUAGAUUACACUAGCUACUCAUACGAUUUCCUGCGUAUUCCGAUUAUAACACCAAAAAGCCUAUGGAUUUCAUUUAUUUGUAGCUGUUGUAUAUUCCACAAACGCACAGCAGUAUGCAAAAUAUCAACUUUAUUUUUAAAUAUGCAAUUUGGGUACUACCUGAACUUUUUUUUUGUCGCCAAUGGCUCUACUAUGAGGUUUUUUAAGAUUAUCCAUACUUUCUGGGACACCCUGUAUGUACACAACGUUCAACAUAGAACGCUACACUGAAUAGUAACAACAUACAUUAAUUUAAUGCAAAAAAAAAAUUUUUUAAUGCAAAAAAUAUAAUAAUGAGAUCGCGUUAAUUUCCGUUGUUUUAUGGAAACGUUACAAAGUUUGGUCGCUUGGCUAUUGAAAUUGCCAAAAUUUUUUUAAAUAUUGAAUGAAUUUUUGUAGUAUUGUUUGUUAUUAUUAGAAUUGUCGAGUGGAUGAAUAAAUGUUUGUAAAUAUUGUAUAGUGUACGUUUUUACACGGAAUUAUAAUAAAUAAUUUAUAAAUUC